AAGUUAAUUAAUAAUUUGUCAUUUCGGCACGUGCUUACGGCUCGUGUAGUUGUGCGUAUUGUCAAAACCUAUUGCUUAUUGUGUAUUGUAAAUUUGAUCUAUGGAUUUAAAAUUGUAGUUAUACGUUAUCUAUACUUUAUAAUUACACAUUCUAAGGAAAUAGCUCUAUUAUAAAUUAUUUAAAAACUGGCGAUAUUUGAUCGUUAAAAACUGAACAAUUAUAUAUUGGUAAACAAUAACAUUUUCCUUAAAAUCAUGGCAGCUCGUCCAUCCAAAUCAUCGUACUACGGUAAAAAGAAGUACAAUUUUAAAGACAGUCGUAAUCAACUCCAGCCUGAUAUGAAAGGAUUUUUGUGUACAUGCAAUUACGGAGAAAAAGACUGUCAGAAGGAAGCGAUAAAUUUGUUAAGAGAAUACAGCGAAGAAAAAGACAAAUCAUCUGAAGAUAUUUCUAGUACUGUAGAAGAAUCUACAGAUAUUAUGGACUCAUUAGAUACUGAAUUGGAAAGCUUGUCCAAGAAAGAUAAUGCUGAUUGGAAAAAAUUUAAUCCAUCAGUUACAGGUGUUGGAAACUGUAUUUUCAUCAGCACUACUGUUGAAGAUCCAUGUGACCUAAUGUAUAAAAUACUCGAAGACAUAGAAAGAACCAAAGUGCAGAAGACAAAAUUUCUUUUACGUAUGCUUCCAAUUUUAAUUACUUGCAAAGCCAAUUUAAUAUCUAUAAAAUCAGUCUGCACAAAUCUAUUAUCUAAGUAUUUUUCUACAGAACCAACAACAUUUGCAAUUAUGUUCAACCACAGAUAUAACAAUUCAGUGCGGCGUGAUGAAGUUAUUAAGGAAUUGGCCAACCAAGUGGUUAGUUUUGGACAGCAUACUGUGGAUUUAUCUGGUGGAGCUAAAAUGACUAUUAUUGUUGAGGUGGUGAAAUCUGUUUGUUGUUUGUCAGUAGUAAGAGAUUAUGGGCGCUUCUGCAAGUUCAAUCUACUCUCUGUCUGUGGUCGACCUGAAAAAAGAACAGCAGAUGGUGAAAAUGGUGAUGGUGAAAAAACUUCUUCGCCUAAAGUUAAAAAACAGGAGGAGAAUGAUCAAGUAAAAGAAAACCGUGAAGAGGAAAAUACAAAAAGUAAACCCGAGGAAGAAGUUAAUGAAACAUCUGAACUUUAAAUUACUAUUAUUUAUGUUUGUUUACUUAUUAAAAAGCAUCAAUAAGAAUUUUGCUUAUUAUUAUAAAAAUUAAAAAAAAAUUUUC
Molecule: messenger RNA, 1249 nt
Organism: Rhopalosiphum maidis (corn leaf aphid)
Lineage: Eukaryota; Metazoa; Arthropoda; Insecta; Hemiptera; Aphididae
Product: THUMP domain-containing protein 1
Exons: 6
Coding region: 256-1164 (302 amino acids)
Biological process (GO): tRNA modification
Molecular function (GO): RNA binding
Source: RefSeq, a predicted model, not a curated record